Messenger RNA from Meloidogyne enterolobii, 591 nucleotides. The record is from the annotation of a GenBank genome assembly. Lineage: Eukaryota; Metazoa; Nematoda; Chromadorea; Rhabditida; Meloidogynidae.
AUGCGAACCGAAGUGCCUGGACCUGAAAGUAAAAAACUUAUAAACGAAAUGGAGACAAUACAUCAAGCAACUUCAGUCAAAUUUUUUGCGGAUUAUGAAAAAUCUUUUGGAAAUUAUUUGGUGGAUGCAGAUGGAAAUAAUUUGUUGGAUGUUUAUACCCAAAUAUCUUCUCUCCCGCUUGGAUACAAUCAUCCAGAAUUGAUUGAAACUGCAAGAGAGAAUCGAUUUUUGACAUGUUCAGUAAGUAGACCAGCAUUGGGAGGAUACCCAAGAACUGACUUUGUUCAAAUUUUGAAAAAUUCUUUGGGUCAAGUUGCCCCUAAAGGAUUAGGGCAUGUCCAAGCAAUGCUUUGUGGAACCUCUGCAAAUGAAAAUGCAAUAAAAACAGCUUUUAUUCAUUACCAAACACGUAAAAGAGGAGGAAAACUUCCAUCAAAAGAAGAUAUGGAAAGUUGUAUGAAUAAUGAAAUACCUGGAAGUCCAAAUUUGUGUGUGCUUGGUUUUAGAGGCUCUUUUCAUGGUCGUUCACUUGGAAUGUUAAGCAUAACUCGGUUUUUCUUAAUUUUUAUAUUUUUGAAAAUUUUUUUGUAG